AUGAACAACAACCAAAAAGACAUUGAAAUGGACCAGAACAACCACGAAACCAGCACCAAUGAGGAAGAUGAGUCCCUUUUGCACAUAGUAAACCGCUUAAGUCACGGUACAUAUAGCGAUGCAGAGCUUGCGAAGCUUUCUGGGCUCAGGUCCGCUCAUGUGUCACAGACCGAGACCACCUCCUCUCUCCAGGAGGCAUCACAAAAUCUCAUUGGCUCAGUACCAUCCCCUUCCAGUGAUCCAUAUGUCCAUAGUGAAGGACAGAAUCAAGUCGAUACAGCAUCGUCGACCAACAAUAAGUCAACCAGUAAUGAUGCGGCAGCUCGAAUGAUGCUCAAGGAUCAACUCAUUGUCGGCGAAGCAGCAAUGUACCAAAAGGAUCAUUUAGUGGGUGCCGAGAGAGCCAAAGCGCACCAAAAGGAUGAUGCAGCAGCUCGAAUGAUGCUCAAGGAUCAAUUCAUCGUUGGUGAAGCAGCAAUGUACCAAAAGGAUCAUUUAGUGGGUGCCGAGAGAGCCAAAGCGCACCAAAAGGAUGAUGCAGCAGCUUGAAUGAUGCUCAAGGA
Messenger RNA from Seminavis robusta, 563 nucleotides. Lineage: Eukaryota; Bacillariophyta; Bacillariophyceae; Naviculales; Naviculaceae. The record is from the annotation of a GenBank genome assembly.